This is a messenger RNA of Rhinichthys klamathensis goyatoka, 2762 nucleotides long. It is a transcript of the gene nectin1a, whose product is annotated as nectin cell adhesion molecule 1a. NCBI's taxonomy places the organism in Eukaryota, Metazoa, Chordata, Actinopteri, Cypriniformes, Leuciscidae. The record is from RefSeq and is a predicted model, not a curated record. Gene Ontology annotation, biological process: homophilic cell-cell adhesion; heterophilic cell-cell adhesion; protein localization to cell junction. The coding region runs from base 602 to 2092 and encodes 496 amino acids. Gene Ontology annotation, cellular component: adherens junction. The transcript has 6 exons.
GACGAAUCACACAAGAGAUGCGAGUUAAGCGCAACUUUGAAUUCUGUGCUAGUCUGCGUCAAUUGACGUUUCCUAAACAUACCAAGUUUUGCUGUUAGGUAAAGUUAGUGAUACUAGUUUCCGCGGAAGAGAGGAUGCUUUUAGAGACUUUUGGCAAAGGCGCAUGCAUGAGGAUAACCACUCCAGGACGAUAGCAACAACUGAGUGAACAAAAGCCGUUCACUCUGUAGUCAAGGCAGCAACUGGACAGAGACCUCAGGUUUAUGUUGCUACGGUCGUCCAUUCUUCUUUAAUCUCAGUGCUUCGCGCUUUAAGCUGAUUUAUGUUCGAUCCGCUGCCCACGCGCGCAGUUCAAAGUGCGUCUUGAUGCGUAAUUGCUUUACAGGAUCGGAGUAUUGAAUGGUUCGGUCCAGCGCGUGGUGCCCAUCCGAACUGGCUGACAAGUUCAAAACAACAAUUGGUCAUCUGAACAUCUUCAGGUUUCCUCUCACAACUCAAUAAAUGGGUAACCUGGAUAAUUGUUCUCUUAAGGAUUGUGCUCUCUCUUAAUCUCGUACCGCAUCACCUGUUUUGAAUUUAUUUCAUCUUUAACAAGACCGUGAUGUUUUUAAAUUUGGUUCUUCCACUGAUGUCCAUCCUUUUGAUAAGAGAUGUUCGUGGUCAAAUGGUCCAGAUGGAUAGCAGUAAGUCAGGAUUUGUGGGCUCACAGGUAGAGCUGCGCUGUCAGUUUGUCAACAGCAACCCACCUGUAAAAAUCUCCCAGGUCACCUGGCAGAAGCUGGUCAACGGCACUAAGCAGAACGUGGCCAUCGCCAAUCCAACCCUAGGCGUGUCGGUGCUGACCCCCUUUAAAGACCGUGUGCGCUUCAAGAACUCUGCCAUUCGCCAGCGCACGCCUUCCCUGGAGGACACCACCAUAGUCUUCAACAAACUAAAACUGUCGGAUGAAUCCACCUACAUCUGCGAGUACACAACCUUCCCAGCUGGCAACAGGGAGAACAUGGUUAAUCUCACCAUUUAUGUUCGCCCUAUGAUCCAGAUGAGUCUGUCCACACCCUCCAUAGUGGCGGGAUCCAAAGAUCUGAAGAUGACUGUUGCCACAUGCGUUUCUGCCAAUGGGAAGCCACCCAGUGUGAUCACAUGGGAAACCGAUUUGGUUGGAGAAUCCAACACUCAGGAGAUACGCAACCCUGAUGGGACUGUCACUGUGCGCAGUGAUUACUUGGUGAUUCCCAGUCGAGAAAUACACCAACAGCUGCUCACCUGCGUCUCCACAUAUAAUGACGAACAAUUCACGGACAGUGUCACGCUCAACAUUCAGUAUGAUCCAGAGGUGUUAGUAGAUGGCUUCGAUGGAAACUGGUAUUUGAACAGAGAAAACGUUCAGCUCACCUGCUUGGCUGAUGCCAACCCACCCAUCUCUUUGUUUCAGUGGAGAUACUUGAAUGGAACUAUGCCGAGUACAGCAGAACUUCGUGACGAUGUGCUGAUCUUCAAAGGUCCUGUAACCUAUGACAUCUCGGGAACGUACAUCUGUGACGCCACCAACAGCAUUGGGACAGGCUCAGCAUCCGUAGAGGUCAUUGUCACAGAAUUCCCUAGCUACCCACACGAGGUGUCUCAGGAGCAACAGCAAGCAGGUGCCGUCAUUGGUGGAGCUGUUGUUUGUGGCACAGUGCUGUUGGCUGCCAUUACGCUCCUGGUAGUGUUUUUCUAUCGCCGGAGAUGCACAUUUAAAGGAAAUUACAAUACGAAAAAGCAAAUCCUUGGAAAUGGCUACAGCAAGGCUGGCAGCGUGCCGCCACACCCCUCGCUACCUCACAGUCUGACCUUCUCUGAAGAAUCAGAUGAAGAGAAGAAGCUGGAACUUUACAGAGGCUCCAGUAUUUUAGGAGGACGCACUCAGGAGUUUCACAACUGCCAUGACAGCAGGAUGAAGACCUACUGCGCGGGACUGAUCGAGGACCAUGAGAGAUGCGAAUGUAACGAGCAGACUUAUUUUUACGAGUAUGGAUCUGAGGUGGAGGUCUCAGUGGACAUGGUUCCUCAGAUGGACGGCUCUGUCAUCUCUAAAGAAGAGUGGUAUGUGUAGAAUUCAAAACGUUGAACUUCUCAGCACGUCCAUUUUUCUUCUCGUUCUUCGCCAUCUCCUUCCUUUUGAAGCAGGCUUUGGGAUUCAAACUGACGUUGGAUUUGAUUCACUUAGACAGCAUUGUUGGCAUGAAAAUCCAAAAUGAUGAUGGAUGUUUGGAGAUUGGACAUGUCGAUUACUUUGCAUGACAUAAUCUCUGUUUCAAAACCUAGCACGCUAUUUAUGGCAGCCAUCAUAAUUAUGCAUAGUUAUUUGAACAUUUUUGCAUAAUGCAUAAUUAUGCUGCCUAUUGAAAUAGCCAAUUCUAAAUCAGCAUCACAAUCAUUCACGUAGAAGACUAUCCCAUAAUACAUUGCGAUAAACUCACUGAAAAUUUUUUUUGUCAAUACAUUUAAAUGUAAUUAAAAUGAAUUAUUUUGCCAAAUAUUUGUGUAUGUUGUGUUAGAAUUUCCCCAGUGCACCUGACUUAAGUUCAGUAUGCCUAAGAAUAAUAGACUAUAUAAAGACUAUAGCUAUACCGACUGCAUAAAAUGCCUAAGACUAUAGCUAUACUGACUACAUCAAAUGCCAAAUAAUUAUAGCUACCUGACUACAUUGGUAACCCCGGACGCCUAAGAGCCGGGCAACGUCUCGCCCCCCAGUGAAUACUAUCACUUGGGAAUUAGAUCUC